This is a messenger RNA of Lutzomyia longipalpis, 1935 nucleotides long. RefSeq names its product signal recognition particle subunit SRP68 (gene Srp68). Lineage: Eukaryota; Metazoa; Arthropoda; Insecta; Diptera; Psychodidae. The record is from RefSeq and is a predicted model, not a curated record. Gene Ontology annotation, biological process: SRP-dependent cotranslational protein targeting to membrane. The coding region runs from base 44 to 1825 and encodes 593 amino acids. The transcript is spliced from 3 exons. Gene Ontology annotation, molecular function: 7S RNA binding; protein binding; signal recognition particle binding. Gene Ontology annotation, cellular component: signal recognition particle, endoplasmic reticulum targeting.
AGCAAAAGUUCUCCGGAUAAUUUUGACGUGGCUAGCAGAAAUAAUGGAAAGUUCAGCAGGGAAGAAAAGCAGUGAGAAUGCAAGUAGUCAGGAAGUAUCUGCUCCUGAAGGUGCCAAAACUUUUACACUUGAAGUUCUCCGGAUAAUUAAGGAUGCUCAGCAGCAGCAUGGGCUUCGUCAUGGUGACUACCAGCGCUACCGUGGCUACUGUUCACGCAGGAUUGGGAGAUUGAGGAAGGUUUUGAAGUUGCCGCAGUGCGAUAAGCGACACUACAAGAAGAAGGAUGUUGUGUUGGCACAUCUGCAGGGAGUGCGCUCUGAUGUGCGAUUCCUGCACAUUCCCCUGAUGCUGGCUGAACGUGCCUGGGCAUAUGCGAUGCAGCUGCGUCAGGAGGCAAACACUGAGCCACGAAAGAAGUUUCAUCUAAUUGGGAAACUCCGGAAGGCAUGUGUGUAUGCUCUGCAGCUGCAGGAAUUGGCUAAUGCUGAAGCAUGCGAUGCACGGACACGGUGGGAAAUUGAGGCAUACAAUGCCUGGCUCCAUGGAACACUGCAUUUUGAGCUGUCACUGUGGAAGAGUGCUGUGGAGAAUCUAAAGAGAGCCCAAUUGGUGUAUCAGAACUUAGGAGAGGCGCUUCCGGAAGAGGAGCAAUCGCUCUACCGGACGAAAGUGGAUGAGCUAACGCCAAGUAUUCGCUACUGUGCCUACAACAUUGGCGAAGGGGCCUCAAUGGAUGAUUUACUGGAACUCCGUGCCCAGGGAUUACUGGAGAAUCUCGAAUCUCUGGCAUCACAGGUGAAGAGUCAGAGUAGUGAGGCACUUCAGACAACCGAAUGGCGUGGCCGGAAGAUUCUCGUGCGCCCGGAGAAGGUGCGAUUGUUCUUGCUGAGUAUUCAGGAUCUCGAUAAGAGCAUCGAGAAGGCUAAAACUUUCCAGGCAAAGAUUGAGAUUCUCGAGACAAUCAUUAUGGACUGCAAAGACGCCAUAACUGCCAUUAGGGAUGAGAUAAAGCAAGACCCGAAGUUGCGAGCUAGUGCAGCUGGUGGUCAGGUGGUUGGUAUUCAUUUCUUGCUGUCGUACUUGACGUAUAUUCGCCUCAUGCGGACACUGGAGCGGAAUAUGUUGCUCGUGAAGCAGGCAAAGGCUAAUUUGGAGGAUUCUUCCGCAAAUGAGGGUGGUGGGAAGAAGGUUCGCCCGCAGGAUAUGACGAGACUCUAUGAGAUUAUCCUGCAGAAUGUCACGGAAUUGCAGCAAUUGACUGGGAUGGAGGAGGAUAAGGAAUAUCAGAAUGAGAUUGGUGCAUUGAAUACAACUUUCCGGGCUUUCCGUUGCUACUACAUUGCCCAGACUCUUGUGGCGCUCAAACGAUGGAGAGAAGCUGUGGCACUGUAUGAACGAUCCACCAAGUAUGCCAGUGAGGCACUCACCAGUGCUCCGGAAGCAUACACCGAAGAACUUCGUCAGCUCAUCAAUACCAUUGAGGGGUGCAAGUAUUCCGCUCAUGCCUAUAGCGUCCUCGAAGAUGACCCGGCGGAUGAGGCUGGUGCCCUUCCGGAACGUGCUCAAAAAUCCUCCAAACCCCUCUAUGAGCGUCUCUCGGAGUACAAGGAGGAUGCAUCGCUGCACACCAAGAACCCCAAUGUGUUCCGUCUUACACCGGAAAUGCAGCCAAUCCCGUGCAAGCCACUCUUCUUCGAUUUAGCCCUGAACUUCGUGCAGUUCCCAUCGCUGGAGGAUAAAAUUGAUUCACCCGGAAAGAAGCAGCCAGCUGGUAUUUCUGGCUUCGUCAAGGGCUUCCUCGGAUGGGGUGGUACCAGUAAGUGAGCUUUCUCUUUCAACAUUCUCUUUACGUAAAUAUUUUUCUUUAUGUUUUUGUUGCUCUGGAAUGGAUUUCAUUAAAAUGCUGAGAAAAAGAAAUGCAAAAAUGAAGUUUA